AUGAGUGCAGCUAAAGUGAAGCGUGUAGUUGGAAAGUAUGAGUUGGGAAGGACAAUCGGGGAAGGAACAUUCGCCAAAGUAAAGUUUGCAAGAGAUUCUCAAACUGGGGAUCCAGUGGCUAUUAAAAUUCUUGACAGAGAGAAAGUUCUUAAACACAAGAUGUCUGAACAGAUAAGGCGGGAAAUAGCUACGAUGAAGCGAAUAAAGCAUCCACAUGUAGUUCGCUUGUAUGAGGUGAUGGGGAGCAAGACAAAGAUAUACAUUGUUUUGGAAUAUGUGACAGGAGGGGAGCUAUUUGACAGGAUUGUGCACCAUGGACGAAUGAUGGAAGAUGAAGCAAGGAAGUAUUUUCAGCAGCUGAUAAAUGCUGUGGACUAUUGUCAUAGCAGGGGUGUUUACCAUAGAGAUCUGAAGCCAGAAAAUUUGUUGUUAGAUUCAGGUGGGAAUCUCAAAGUUUCUGACUUUGGCUUAAGUGCAAUUUCUCAGCAACAAGUCCAGGGCGAUGGACUUCUUCAUACAACUUGUGGAACUCCAAACUAUGUUGCUCCAGAGGUCCUUAAUGACCUAGGGUAUGAUGGGGCAACAGCAGAUGUGUGGUCGUGUGGUGUUAUUUUAUUUGUAUUGCUCGCAGGUUACUUGCCUUUUGAUGAUUCUAAUCUUAUGAAUCUAUAUAACAAAAUCUCAGUAGCUGAAUUUACCUGCCCCCCUUGGAUGUCUUUUAGUAUGAGGAAAUUUAUUACGCGGAUCUUGGAUCCCAAUCCUAUGACACGUAUAACUAUCCCAGAAAUUCUAGAAGAUGAGUGGUUCAAAGUAGAUUAUAAACCUCCUGUUUUUGAUGAUGAAGAUGAUACUAGCUUAGAUGAUGUAGAUGCAGUUUUCCAGGAUGCAGAAGAACAUCAUGUGACUGAGAAGAGAGAAAAGCCAACUGCCAUGAACGCAUUUGACUUGAUUAACAUGUCAAAAGGGCUAAACCUAGGAAGUCUUUUUGAUACAGAUCAGGUUUUUAAAAGAGAAACAAGAUUUACAUCUCGUAGCCCUGCCAGUGAAAUAAUUAAAAAGAUAGAAGAAGCUGCAAAACCUCUUGGUUUUGAUGUGCACAAGAAAAAUUACAAGAUGAGACUUGAAAAUAUGAAAGCUGGUCGGAAGGGAAACCUCAAUGUCGCUACAGAGGUACUGCAAGUUGCCCCAUCCCUUCAUCUGGUGGAGCUUAGAAAAGCCAAGGGAGAUACCCUGGAAUUUCACAAGUUCUAUAAAAAGCUUUCUAGCUCAUUAGAGGACGUAGUUUGGAAAACAGAAGAAGACAUGCAAAAAUCGGACUAGAAGUGAAAAUACUAUCGUGCUUAAGCCUGGCCAAGAUCACUAUCUAUUGUCAUUAUGAUUAUCGUUGAGACGUCGACACUUCUUCUAGUAGCUCCUCCUCCUUGUGUUGAAUAAUUUUGGCAGUUUAGCAUGGUUGAGUUCGACAUGUUCUGAAUACUGUAUCAGGUACUAGUGAAUUAAACCAUUGUACAGUUUGUAUGACUCAGCCUUGACAUACAUGUAUUGUCGGGGUUGACACCAUGUCAGUGUGUCAUUGUAUCAACAAGCAGAAUAAAUAAAAUUAUUGCUUCCUCCAUUGUCUUUCAAAUGACCUGUUCUUAUACUGUAUUAAUGUAAUCUACUUUGACUA
Molecule: messenger RNA, 1669 nt
Organism: Chenopodium quinoa (quinoa)
Lineage: Eukaryota; Viridiplantae; Streptophyta; Magnoliopsida; Caryophyllales; Amaranthaceae
Product: CBL-interacting protein kinase 32-like
Exons: 14
Coding region: 1-1320 (439 amino acids)
Biological process (GO): signal transduction; protein phosphorylation
Molecular function (GO): ATP binding; protein kinase activity
Source: RefSeq, a predicted model, not a curated record